AUGGAGGCCAUCUCGUCGGCGCUCUCUGCGCUCUCCAUCCAGACCGAAAAGGUGGUCAAGCACGCCGCUGCCAACAGCCCAGAGAGCUGGAGGUCCGCCGUGUCCGAGGUCGCCUCGUCACUCGGCCUCGCAUCCCAGAACUACACCAAGACCGUCGUCUUCAAGCCCAAGACCGCCAAGUCCGCCACCCCGACCCCCGUCGUCCUCAUCGCAAAGGAUGACUCCGAAUACAACACCGGCGCCGUUGCGAAGCACAUCGGCCAGAAGGAGAUGCGUCUCGCCGCCCCCGAGGUGCUCAAGGAGUUCCUCAACGCCACCAAGGACGACGUCUCGGCUCUCUCCAUCACCAAGGACAACGCUGCCAGCCUGAUCGCCGUGCUCGAUGCCAGCCUCGCCACCAGCACCGACCACUUUGCCGUCCACGCCGCCAGCUCCGAGCAGACCCUCUUCAUGACCGGCGCAGAGAUCGCAAAGUACCUACAGAGCACCGGCGUCAAGCUCGAGGUCGUCGACUUUGCCAAGCUCAAGGCAGAGGCUGCCACCCCGGUCGCAAAGGCCUCCGCCCCUCCGUCCAGCUCCGCCUCCGCCCCCGCCUCCACCCAGGGCCCCACCGCCAACAAGGCAAAGGCAGCAGAGGCCGCCAAGAUCCCCGACGCAGAGCAGAUCGGCAUCACCGUUCGCAAGGCUGGCGACUUCCCAGAGUGGUACACCCAGGUGCUGCGCAAGGGUGACAUGCUCGAUUACUACGACGUUUCGGGCUGCUACAUCCUCAAGCCCUGGUCCUACUUUGUCUGGCAGUCCAUCCAGAACUUCUUUGACGCAGAGAUCAAGAAGAUCGGCGUCGAGAACUGCUACUUCCCCAUGUUCGUCUCCGCAGACGUGCUCGAGCGCGAGAAGGAUCACAUCGAGGGCUUCGCCCCCGAGGUCGCCUGGGUUACCAAGGCCGGCAGCAGCGACCUCGAGCGUCCCGUCGCCAUCCGUCCCACCUCCGAGACCGUCAUGUACCCCUACUACGCAAAGUGGAUCCAGAGCCACCGCGACCUCCCGCUCAAGCUCAACCAGUGGAACAGCGUCGUCCGCUGGGAGUUCAAGCACCCGCAGCCCUUCCUCCGCACGCGCGAGUUCCUCUGGCAGGAGGGCCACACCGCCCACAUCUCGCUCGAGGAGGCCGACAAGGAGGUCAUGCACAUCCUCGACCUCUACCGCCAGGUGUACGAGAAGCUCCUCGCCGUCCCCGUCGUGCCCGGUGUCAAGUCGGAGAAGGAAAAGUUCGCCGGCGGUUACUACACCACCACCGUCGAGGGCUUCGUCCCCACCACCGGCCGUGGUAUCCAGGGCGGCACCUCGCACUGCCUCGGUCAGAACUUCUCCAAGAUGUUCGACAUCACCGUCGAGGACCCCAAGGCUCCCGAGGAGCUGCGCGGCAAGCCCGAGGGCAAGCUGCAUGUGUGGCAGAACUCGUGGGGUCUCUCCACGCGUACCAUCGGCGUCAUGGUCAUGGUGCACGGCGACGACAAUGGUCUGGUGAUGCCGCCACGCGUGGCGCAGGUGCAGGUGGUGAUCAUUCCCUGCGGUAUCGGUGUCAAGACGUCGGCGCAGGAGAAGGAGGCCAUCAUGGACGCCUGCGACCGCACCGCCAAGGAGCUCCAGGCCGCCGGCAUCCGUGCCAAGGCGGAUCUGCGCGACAACUACAGCCCGGGCUUCAAGUUCAACGACUGGGAGCUGCGCGGCGUGCCCGUGCGCCUCGAGAUCGGACCCAAGGAUCUCGAGAAGAAGUCGGUCGUGGCGGUGCGCCGCGACAACAAGGCCAAGACGUCGCUGUCGGCCGAGGGUCUGUCCAGCUCGAUCGCCACGCUGCUCGACCAGAUCCACGACGACAUGUUCGCCAAGGCCGACGCCGAGUACCGCUCGCGCCGCAAGGUGUGCGAGCAGUGGGACGACUUUACGCGCAUCCUCAACGACAAGUGCCACGUGGUCAUCCCCUGGUGCGAGGUCGAGGCGUGCGAGGACGAGAUCAAGAAGCGCUCGGCGCGCCAGGCGGUCGCCGGCGAGGCCGAGGACGAGCGCGCCCCGAGCAUGGGCGCAAAGUCGCUCUGCAUCCCCUUCGACCAGGCCCAGUUCGGCGACAUCACGGGCAAAAAGUGCCCGCAGUGCGCAAAGGACGCAAAGCGCUGGACCAUGUUUGGCCGCAGCUACUAA
This is a messenger RNA of Moesziomyces antarcticus, 2199 nucleotides long. RefSeq names its product proline-tRNA ligase. The transcript has a single exon. Bases 1 to 2199 code for a protein of 732 amino acids. Gene Ontology annotation, biological process: prolyl-tRNA aminoacylation. Lineage: Eukaryota; Fungi; Basidiomycota; Ustilaginomycetes; Ustilaginales; Ustilaginaceae. The record is from RefSeq and is a predicted model, not a curated record. Gene Ontology annotation, molecular function: proline-tRNA ligase activity; aminoacyl-tRNA deacylase activity; ATP binding. Gene Ontology annotation, cellular component: cytoplasm; aminoacyl-tRNA synthetase multienzyme complex.